GUAAAAGCCAUAAACCAGUGGAAAUGAUUCUUCAGUUGAUAGUUUGUCUGUUGGCCCAGGAAAGUCUGGUCUUUGGCCAGAAUGGGGGCUAUCUGCGCAUUAUGAAUGGAACCGUAGCGAGGGAUAUGCAGUUCCCCUACCAGGUGGGUCUGCUUUGCUACUACGAGGACUCGCUGAAUCGACCGAAUCUGUGUGGCGGCACAAUUAUCAGCAAAAGUUGGAUACUCACAGCAGCCCAUUGCCUGCAGGAACCAAGCUCCGAACUUCAUCAUGUCACUGUCUAUGUGGGAAGUGUGGAAGUUCAGGAGAGUGAACCAUUUGUGGUCAACAAGAACGCAACCAUCGUCCAUAAGCAGUUCAACCGUAAAAUUGUAGCCAAUGACAUUGGCUUGAUUAAGCUGCCAAAGGAUCUAAAGUUCAAUGCCCGGAUACAGCCCGCAAGAUUGGCCAAUCCAAAGGAAAGCUAUAUUGGCAAAAUGGCCAUUAUAUCCGGCUGGGGUGUGACUAGCAAGCAGGAGGCCAGCAGUGUGCUCCAGUACAUCAGGGCUCCGAUCAUCACCAACAAGGAAUGCGAAAAACAAUGGAACAAGCAGCUCAAAGGGAAAAGAAGGAAGCUCGUGCUGGACUCCUUUAUAUGCAUUGAUUCCAGGGCGGGCCUGCCGUGUCGCGGCGACUCUGGCGGUCCUCUUGUACUCGACGAUGGCUCUAAAACGCUGGUGGGGAUUGUCUCGCACGGUUAUGAUGACAAGUGUCAGGUGACACUGCCAGAUGUCUUGACGCGUGUCUCUUCGUUUUUGGGUUGGAUUAAAGAGCAAACUGGUGGCUUGGAAUGAAUGGGCUUGGCUCCCGAGCACUAGGCAUCGUGUGACAAUAAAAUACGCAUCUCUUUUCAAA
This is a messenger RNA of Drosophila obscura, 894 nucleotides long. RefSeq names its product chymotrypsin-2. Gene Ontology annotation, biological process: proteolysis. The coding region runs from base 24 to 833 and encodes 269 amino acids. The transcript has 2 exons. The record is from RefSeq and is a predicted model, not a curated record. Lineage: Eukaryota; Metazoa; Arthropoda; Insecta; Diptera; Drosophilidae. Gene Ontology annotation, molecular function: serine-type endopeptidase activity.